Messenger RNA from Phytophthora sojae, 720 nucleotides. RefSeq lists its product as hypothetical. The coding region runs from base 1 to 720 and encodes 239 amino acids. NCBI's taxonomy places the organism in Eukaryota, Oomycota, Peronosporomycetes, Peronosporales, Peronosporaceae. The transcript has 2 exons. The record is from RefSeq and is a predicted model, not a curated record.
AUGGGCCUCACGCUGUCGGCCGAGCGCCGCCCGGUCUUCUACUUCAUCGGCGACUCCAUCACGGAGCACGGCAGCGACCCGGGCAAGCACGGCUUCAUCACGAUCGUGCAGAACCACUUCGUGCGCUCCGUGGACUGCGUCAACCGCGGCCUCUCGGGCUACAACUCCAAGUGGGUGCUACAGCAUGCCAUGCCUAUCUACGAGAAGGAGCUGCAGACCGAGUACAUGGCGUCCUUCGUGGCCGUCUUCCUGGGCGCCAACGACGCCGUGCUGGAGCACGGGCCCGACAAGGCGCAGUUCGUGUCGCUGCAGGACUACCGCGCCAAUCUGCAGCGCAUCCUGCACACGGUGCGGCCGCUGCUGGCCCCGCAUGGCCAGGUGCUACUCAUCACACCGCCCUGCGUCAUCGACUCGGCGCGCCACGGGGACCGCAGCAACGCGUCGGCCGCCUCGUACGCCAAGACGUGCGUCGAGCUGGCCAAGGCCGAGAACGUGCACGUGCUGGACCUGCAUACGUACUUCAACACGACGUUCCCCGAUGAGAGUGUCCGCAAGACGUACUUCGUCGACGGGCUGCACUUCUCGCAGAAGGGCAACGAGGAGGUCGGCAAGCUGCUGGGCAUCGCCAUCAACGGCAUGUUCGACAAAGAGGACCUCGACCGCUUCAACAAGUGGCAGCUACCGGACUGGCACGACUUGGUGCCGCACCAAGGAGAUUGA